Messenger RNA from Pongo pygmaeus (Bornean orangutan), 1258 nucleotides. RefSeq names its product large ribosomal subunit protein uL3-like. Gene Ontology annotation, molecular function: RNA binding; structural constituent of ribosome. Gene Ontology annotation, cellular component: ribosome; cytosolic large ribosomal subunit. Gene Ontology annotation, biological process: translation. The record is from RefSeq and is a predicted model, not a curated record. Lineage: Eukaryota; Metazoa; Chordata; Mammalia; Primates; Hominidae.
AUUUGAUGGCAUGAUGUCUCACAGAAGGUUCUCCGCUCCCAGACAUGGGUCCCUCGGCUUCCUGCCUCAGCAGCGCAGCAGGAAGCAUCAUGGGAAGGUGAAGAGCUUUCUUAAGGAUGACCCUUCCAAGCUGGUCCACCUCACAGCCUUCCUGGGAUACAAGGCUGGCAUGACCAACAUCGUGCAGGAAGUCGACAGGCCAGGAUCCAAGGUGAACAAGAAGGAAGUGUUAGAGUCUGUGACCAUUGUGGAGAGACCACCCAUGGUGGUUGUGGGCAUUGUGGGCUACAUGGAAACCCCUCAAGGCCUCCAGACCUUCAAGACCGUCUUCGCUGAGCACAUCAGCGAUGCGUGCAAGAGACAUUUCUAUAAAAACUGGCAUAAAUCUAAGAAAAACGCCUUUACCAAGUACUGCAAGAAAUGUCAGGAUGAGGAUGGCAAGAAGCAGCUGGAGAAGGACUUCAGCAGCAUGAAGAAGUACCGCCAAGUCAUCUGCAUCAUUGCCUACACUCAGAUGUGCCUGCUUCCUCUGCACCAGAAGAAGGCCCACCUGAUGGAGAUCCAGGUAAAGGGAGGCACCAUGGCCAAGAAGCUGGACUGGGCCCACGAGAGGCUCGAGCAGCAGGUACCUGUGAACCAAGUGUUUGAACAGGACGAGAUGAUCGACAUCAUCGGGUUGACCAAGGGCAACGGCUACAAAGGGGUCACCAGUCGUUGGCACACCAAGAAGCUGCCCCGCAAGACCCAUCGAGGCCUGUGCAAGGUGGCUUGUAUUGGGGCACAGCAUCCUGCCCCUGUGGCCUUCCCUGUGGCCUUCCCUGUGGCACGCGUUUGGCAGAAAGGCUACCGUCACUGCACUGAUAUCAAGAAGAAGAUCUAUAAGGUCAGCCAGGGACACUUUAUCAAGGACAGCAAACUGAUCAAGAACAAUGCCUCCACUGACUAUGACCUGUCUGACAACCACCCUCUGGGGGCCUUUGUCCACUAUGGUGAAGUGACCAAUGACUUUGUCAUGCUGAAAGACUGUGUGGUGGACACCAAGAAGCAAGUGCUCGCCCUUCACAAGUCCUUGCCAGUGCCAACCAAACGGCAGGUUCUGGAGAAGAUUGACCUUAAGUUCAUUGACACCACCUCCAAGUUUGGCCAUGGCUGCUUCCAGACCAUGGAGGAGAAGACAGCAUUCAUGGCACCACUCAAGAAAGACCGAAUUGCAAAGGAAGAAGGAGUUUAAUGCCAGGAACAGUUUUUGCAGCUGGUG